Molecule: messenger RNA, 2487 nt
Organism: Ichthyophthirius multifiliis
Lineage: Eukaryota; Ciliophora; Oligohymenophorea; Hymenostomatida
Product: MIR domain protein
Exons: 4
Biological process (GO): calcium ion transport
Source: RefSeq, a predicted model, not a curated record
AUGGUUUUAAUAAACUCUCUUUUAGAAUGUAAUUCAGGUGAUUUAGUUAUAAAAAGAAUUAUGAGAACUCUCCCUUUAGCAACACUUAAGAAUAAUAUUUCGCUUAUUUAUAAAAGAUAUACAGAAUAAUAUGGAAAUACUUAUGCAAUUGAAAGUUUAGGUCAUUAUUUAUAAGAACCUCAGUAAAAAGCAUAAUUUUAAUUACCUUAUUUUUAACUUAUUAGUGAAACUGGAUUCUAUAUAUUUUUUUUGAUUUGUUAUUAUAUUGAAUUGCCAAGAAUUUUAUUGAAAACAUAGUAAUAUUUCAUUUUUAAAAUAAAAAAAUAAAAAAAUAUUCAUAAAUAUAUAAAGAGAAUGAAUUAUUUCUAAUAAAGUUUAAUUGGAUAAAUGUGGGAAUUUUUUAAUGAAUUAUUUAAAGUUUUUUAUAAUUAUGCUAAAGAAAUGUUAAUAAAAAAUAACAAAAAAACCGAAUGCAUAGAAACAAUGGAUGAAGUAAUAAAUAAAUAUUUUAAAGAAGCCUUAAAAUUCUUCAAAACGAAUUCCGCUUCUAUCGAAAUUAUCAAAAACGAUUAAAUUUAAAAAGUUCGUUUUAUAAAACUACCUUAUACUCAUUAUUUAGAUAAAGACUAAAAAACUUUAUUUUAAAAUAAAGUAAAAAGGUUCUCCAUAUAUACUAAAUUAUAAGGAUUAAUAGACAGAUAUAAAAAUAUAAUCAUAAAAUGUUAACAUGAAGAAAAAAUAGCUCUUUUUUUCAAAAAUAAUACUUUUUUUAGUAUUUUUGCAAAUUAUGUAAAUUUAUGGAGGGAUGUGGCUUUUAUUUUGACAAUUAUUUUAAAUGUAUUUAUCUUAUUUUCUUAUUCAGAAAACAAUUUUUCCGAAAAAUAAGCUUAAAGCGAAGAAAAAUUAAAAUAGCAACUAUAUUUUAACCGAAUAUACAAUCCAAAUUUAAAAUUAGGUCUAACUAAAAUUGUAACAAUAAAAAAAACAUAAUAAAUAUUCUAUUAUUUGGGCGGAAUAAUGAUCUUUUGUUCAUUAUUUGUAGAAAUAUUUUAUAUAAUAAAGAAAGGUCCUCUAUAUAUGAAAUAAGCUUGGUCAAGUUAUAAAAUAUAUUUAGAAGCUAAAUCAAAUAUAUUUAUAAAAUUAAUAAAAUAUACUUUAAUAAUAUUACUUUCUCUAAUCCGAGUAAUAAUAAAUCCCGAAAUAUUCUAUUAUGCUCUAUAUGGAAUUCUAGCUUUUGCAGCAACUUUCAUUCAUCCAUUUUUUUUCUCUUUUCAUCUCACAGAAAUAAUAAUAAGGUACUCAUCUUUACAAAAAAUAUUAAAAUCAGUAUAUGAAUCUUACAAAUAACUUAUUUUGACAUUUUUCCUAAUUCUUUUAUUUAUUUAUUAUUCCACAUUAUUUGCUUUUAUUGUUUUUAAUGAUUCCUUUGAUGAAAGAUGUAAAGAUCUUCAUUUAUGUUUUUUCUAAUGUUUUGAUGCUGCAUAUAAAGAUCUAGGUGGUUUAGGUAGUUAUUUAGAAAGUGUUAAACCUAAAAUUGGUCCAAGUAUUAGAAAUAUAUAUAUUAAUUUAUAUAUAUAAUAUAAAUAAAAAGAUAAUAGUUAUGAAUUUUCAAGACUUGUAUUUGAAACUACUUGUUAUAUUUCUCUUACUAUUAUUUUACUUAGAGUUAUAUAUGCAAUUAUUGUAGAUAGAUUUAGUAAUAUUAGAGCUAAAGAGAAAAAAAAACUUUCGAUAUUUAAGAAAUAUGUUUUAUUUGUGGACUUUCUAGGUUUAAUUUUAUUUUAAUAAAUAAAAAAAAAAAAUUAAUAAAAAUUUAAAUUUAAAGAGAAUUGUUUGAUAGAAAAAGUCAAUAAGGAUUUAAAUAACAUGUUAAAACAGAACAUUACUUAUGGAAUUAUAUGUUUUAUUUAGGUUAUAUAGAUUCUAAAAAAUAAGAAGAAUACACAGGAAUAGAACAAUAUGUAUAUGAAAAAGUUUAGUAAAGCGAUUUUUCAUGGUUUCCAGUUUAAAGAGCUCUUGCAUUUUCAAAAGAAGAUGCUUAAAAAUAAGAAGAAAUUAAUGAAAUUCAUGAAUUGUAAAAUGAAAUAGAAAAAUUAUAAAGUAAUUUGUGUAAAUUAAAUGAUUAUUCUUACUAUAUUAAUUCUUAAAUAGAAAAAGAUGAAAAUAAUUGAUUAAAUAUAUUUGUAUUUAUUAUCUUUUUCAAAAUAUACAAAUAAAUUACCAAUAUAUAUGUAUUAAAAAAUCUUAUAUUUUUUUUCAAAACAAAAUAUAUUUAAAAAUAAAGUACUAUUAUAAAAUAAUUUAAUCAGGGAUUAAAAUAAAUAUAUUUAAAAUAAAAAUAAUAAAAAAUAUAAUACUUUUUUAAAAUAUAAUUAUGUUAUAAAAAAAUAAAGUAAUAUGAAAAAAUUAUUUUAUAUUUAUAUAAUCAUAAUUUUAAUAGAAAUGAAAAAUCAAAAGAAUAAAAAGAGAUAAAAAAAAAUUAUUUGA